Molecule: messenger RNA, 440 nt
Organism: Symbiodinium sp. CCMP2456
Lineage: Eukaryota; Dinophyceae; Suessiales; Symbiodiniaceae
Source: the annotation of a GenBank genome assembly
GCCGUGAACUUGUACAUUGACUUUACCAUCACCGGCUUCGCAAUCCCGAAGUGGCUCCAGGAUCUGUUGAAGGACGACUUUCUCAAGGACAGGAUCAAAGAAGCCAUCGCGGACGGUGCAAGAGCCAUGAUCAAGAUGAUGUCUGGGCCGAUGCAGUGCCUCCCCGGUGCCAGUGCACUCACAGACAGGAUCAUGGAUGCGGCCCUUUCGGCAGGGAACGCUCUCGCCGACCUAAUCCCCGGACUUGGCCUCAAGUGGGACUACUUACCGCUUGAAUUGCUGAGGCCUCGGAAGCUUUGGUGCAAGACGGUCAUGACACAUCCGGAAGGAUCGGAUUUCGAGGAGGCCCCCUGUGCCGCAGAGCUCGGGUGCCAGGCCGCUGGCCAGGACCCGCCGGAUGAGUCGGAGGUCGAGGUUGUGCCGCCGGAGCAAGUGGAAAC